Messenger RNA from Bombina bombina (fire-bellied toad), 4752 nucleotides. RefSeq names its product G protein-coupled receptor 179 (gene GPR179). The transcript is spliced from 11 exons. Gene Ontology annotation, cellular component: membrane. Gene Ontology annotation, molecular function: G protein-coupled receptor activity. The record is from RefSeq and is a predicted model, not a curated record. NCBI's taxonomy places the organism in Eukaryota, Metazoa, Chordata, Amphibia, Anura, Bombinatoridae. Gene Ontology annotation, biological process: G protein-coupled receptor signaling pathway. Bases 1 to 4752 code for a protein of 1583 amino acids.
AUGGCGUUGCUGUGGUUGGCACUUCUCUGGUUCCAUCAUGCCCAACAGAUUCUCUUUGCCAACAAGGUCUUCCAGAGCACCUUCUGGACCAACACUACUGAAGACUGGAUUCCAAGUCCCACUCCUACAUUCCUUCCAUCAUCAUUUUCUCCAUCUUCCCUUCCAACACCCUCUCCAUCUGCCUUUUCUUCAUCUCCUCCAUAUUCUUACCCUCCUCUUCAAAUUUCUACCCCUUCUCUUCCAUCCAUUUCUCCCACUUCUUCUUUUGCAACGUCCUCUUCUCCUGCCUCACUUUCUCCUCUCCCCCCCUCUGCAACCCCCUCUCCUGCUCCGGAUAAGCCAGAUGAAGAGGGCAGUAAAGCAGCUCUGCGCUUCCUACACUCAGGGGACCCACUACUUCUGUCUGAGGCCAACUGCUCAAGAAGGUUUGAGCUCCAUGACCUGCAAGGACCUCCACCAGACACUGUGCUUUCCCAUCUCAUGGGAUCACUGGACUGCCUCCUUCAUGCAGCAAACUUCCUUAACAUGAUGUUUCAGGCCAAUGAUAUGCGUGAGUCAAGUGUGAGAGAAGACAUGGAAUGGUAUCAUGCUCUGGUACGGAGUUUGGCAGGUGGGGAUCUCUACAUCCACCGUGCACUUCUCUCCUUCACCACACAUCCCAUGUCAUCCAAGCCGCAACUGCUUCUCCAGGCCACAAAGGAAGGCCAUGAGGUCCUUCUGAAAGACCUUUCCUCACUGCUCCACCAUAGGAGACGUGGAGUGGACUGGGGAUCCUGGGCCAGCUUCCAGGUCAAACCCCCUCUGAUCAAAGCCAUCCUAUUAAAUGACCUCCGGAGCUUAGAUACCCCAAAGUGGAGUCGUGGAGACAGUUAUAUGGUGAACUCCAGCCAUGUGCAAUGGUCUCAACCUUUUUUGGAAUGUGAGCAAGGACGUUUUGGUCAAGGAUGGAUGCUCUCUCUCUCUGCACCUUUCUAUGGUCUGAAACCUGACUUAAGCCCUGAGUUUAAAGGAACCUUGCGGGUGGAUGUGCGGCUAUUAAGCUUGGGGAUAGACCAAUGCUCCCAGGGACCUGGAUGGUUCUCUAACACCCACCGCUGUGAUGAAAACAGUACUCAGUGUCUACCGGAGGAGAGAGAAAGCUCGAUCUUGGGCAGGUACCGAUGCGUGUGCCGGCCUGGCUAUUACAGGAUACACCAUGAGGGUAACGUAAAUAUGUAUAUUUAUGAUCUCAUAGGUUCAGACAAUUUGUAUGUGGGGGCCACAACAUGUCAGCGCUGUAGUGAGGGUUGCACCACUUGUGUGGAUGGCACUCCAUGUCUGGUGAGGGAGGACUGGGCUCUACGUGUCACUGUGCUGUCUCUGCAAGCGGCAGGAAUGCUGGGGGUCUUCAUGAGCAUGCUUGUGUCUUACCACUUCCGAGAGAGCAAAAGAAUUCGUGCAUCAGGACUCAUUCUUCUAGAGACCAUCCUGUUUGGGUCUCUGCUGCUCUACUUUCCAGUGUUCAUCUUGUACUUUAAACCCAGUGUUUUCCGGUGCCUAGCUCUUCGUUGGGUCCGUCUUCUUGGAUUCAGCAUUGUAUAUGGAACAAUUGUAUUGAAGCUAUAUAGGGUAAUGAAAGUGUUUAUCUCACGUACUGCUCAGCGGGUCCCUUACAUGACCAGUGCACGUUUACUGCGUAUGUUGAGUGUUAUUCUGCUACUUUGCAUCUGGUUCCUAUCUGGAUGGACAUUAGGGACUUUGGAGAACCUACAAAGGGGUGUUCCUGUGGUCAUCCGCACACAGACACGAGAGGGACUAAUCUUCUAUACAUGUGACCAUGAUCGCUGGGACUACAUGAUGUCAUUAGCUGAGCUGCUCUUUCUAGCCUGGGGCAGCUUCCUGUGUUAUGGAGCUCGUGGUGUUCCUUCUGCCUUUCAUGAGCCUCGUUACAUGGGUCUUGCUGCUCACAAUGAGAUGCUGGUAUCAGCUGCCUUCCACGUGCUCAGGUUUCUCAUGGUCCCGUCUCUGCACCCUGAUUGGACACUGCUUCUGUUUUUCAUCCACACCCAUGGAACAGUUACCAUGACACUUACACUACUUUUUAUACCUAAGUUCCUGCAUGCAGGUGGCCCCCCAAGAGAGGAGAUAGCAGCUGAGGUAUAUGAGGAUGAGAUGGACCUGAGACGCUCACGAUCCAAUCUGAAUAGCAGCAUAACAUCAGCAUGGAGUGAGCACAGUCUAGAUCCUGAUGAUAUUCGGGAGGAGUUGAAAAAGCUUUAUGCACAGCUUGAGGUUCACAAGACAAAAAAAAUGACUAUCAACAAUCCUCACCUUCAGAAGAAGCGUAGCUCCCGCCGGGGACUAGGCCGUUCCAUUAUGCGGCGUAUCACUGAAAUACCAGAUUCUGUUACACGGCAAUGUGGACGUGAGGAGCGUGAAGGUUCCCCAAGCUCUAGUGGAAGCCAAAGACGCAGGCAAGAUAGUGGAAGUGUAAAGCUAAGAGAGGAAUCCCUGCGGCAGAGGGUUCUCUCCCUGCGUAAAUCACAAAGCACAUAUGAUCAAAUGCAGGAGGCCAGGGAUGCUGGGAGUGCCUCACCUAGGCUGGAAAGUUCAGCUCGGGAUGCAGCCCUGCGGGACUCCCUCAUGAGGCAGAACCUUACCAGGAAUGUGUCUUUGAGAUCUCGUGGGGACUCUCUGCGCCAGGCUCCACUGGUUUGCAAAUCUCUGAGUGCUCACAAUCUAUUGGCAGACAAGAAGCCACUGAACAUGCAUGCUGGAGCCCUGCAGAAAUCCCACAGCAUGUUGGGUAGUUCCCGUGGUAGGGGCCCACUUAUAGGCCCAGCUGAUACUCCUUCAGAAAGGGCCAUGGAAGGUAGCCGUAAUCCUCUACUAGGUGGCAGCUUUGACAAAGCAGAGGUGUGUCCAUGGGAGUUGCAGGAUCUACCCUCUUCAACAGAGAGUAGAACACAGAAGCAUGUGACCUAUGCACCUGGAAAAUGUAGUAGCAUGGAUACCUCACAUGAUUCAGGAAAGCCACAUGUUUCACAUGGGAAGAAGGGUGAGCCAGUAGGAAAGCAUCAAAGUCUAGGAAGCAGUGAGGAGGCAAGAAGUACAUAUGAGGGAAGAAUGGGAUGGUCUUUUGGGGGAAAACAGCAGAAUGGUGGGGAUCCUUCCCCUAUAAGAGUGAGAGCAGGGACUGCUCAAAAUGUACUAGAAUCGAAAGUCAGAGAAUCCUGCUCUGAAGAAACAGCAGUAAAUGUCACAGAGUCAUUGGAGACUACACAACCACUCCACAAAAGCACAUUAAAAAGUUUGGUAUUAGCAGUUAGAGCUUUUAAAGGGAAAGCUGCAGGGAGAGAACAGAAAGAGGCAGAAAAACAUGAUGUAGAGGUAGAAGAGGCUUCUGAGAAGCAUCACAUGGAAGAUAUUUGCCCUUGGGAGAUAGAAACCAGCCUUCCUGAAGGUAUGAGGCAGAAGUCACAAUCUCAAGAUCAUGCAUCUAUUAAGAGACUGAAGAACAUCUCUCCUCAACAUGAGGGACAGGUGAUUGCACCAAAAAGUCAGGAAGCCCUGCCUUCUCCUUUGGAAACUAGUAAGAAAACCCCCUCAUUAAGCAAGCUAGAGAGGCUAAGUCAGUUAAGGGAAGCAAUUUGUCCUUGGGAGAGCAUAGACGGACAAAGGGAGGCUCCACAGAAAUCAGACAGUGUGGAAAGCAAGAGGAGUGAGAUUUGUCCUUGGGAAAGCACAGACAGUGAGGGCCCAGGUGGCCCUUUAAGCCUGUCAGGGAGCAACCUGUCCUUUCACAGUUUACCAACUGAGAAAGUAAGUGAUCAUAAAGAUGUAAUAUGCAAGGAUAAACCAAAGGGCUUAAGAGCAGAAAUUUGUCCAUGGGAAGUGAAGGAAGGUGGUGGCUCAAUCUCAGAGAUCUGCCCAUGGGAAAGAGAGGAGACUGAUAGCCUUACAAAGAUCUCUGCCUUGGAAAAAAAGAAGGUGGAGUCUUUAAAAGAAGAGAUUUGCCCAUGGGAGUCCACUAAAGAGGAAGAGGUAAAUUCAGUAGGAUUAAGUGGUCGAAACUUAUCUAAGAAGCUGGAAGAACUUGGGCGCCAGAGAGAUGCAGUAUGCCCCUGGGAAAGUGAAGAAUCAGGUGGAUGUUCCCCAGGACCCCUUAGCCAAUCUCAGAGCAAAACCUUUGAUGGGGGCCCUGUCCCUUCCAAGACAUCAGACAGCCUAGAUCUGGAAGUCCGUAGAGGGGAAAUCUGCCCAUGGGAGAGUCUAGACUCUGAGGGGACCCCAGCAAUUCUGAGCCAGUCCCAAAGCCACAGUUGGGAAUCUGAAAACAAGGGUCUGGGGGUUACAGGCACCUGUCACCUGCCACAAGUCUGUGGUAAAGCUUCACGGGAUCAGAUCCACAAGUCACAGAGUAAGCAGGAGUCACUCCAAAGUUUGUCAAGUGAUGACCACCAGCCGCUGUCCAAGAUUCUUAGUAAAAGUGAGGGGGAUAUGUGUGAACUACACACUUCAGUUGCCCCUACACAACCAGGUAGACGGUGGCAUCACUCUAUGCGGGAGCCAAGCAGGGUGUAUGGUGGGGAGGAAUGUAUCAAUCUAACACCAAAAGAAGAAACAAGUACAGAGAAUGUUACAGCCAUAGGUGGUUCAAGCCCUUGUAAAAAUGAAGAUAUCUGCCCCUGGGAGGUGCAAAAGGGGUUAAUGGAGGGAAAUAACCAGUCAUCAACCAAAAGUGCAGAAAUCUGUCCAUGGGACUUUCAGUAA